Molecule: messenger RNA, 889 nt
Organism: Poecile atricapillus (Black-capped chickadee)
Lineage: Eukaryota; Metazoa; Chordata; Aves; Passeriformes; Paridae
Product: fibrinogen-like protein 1-like protein
Exons: 2
Coding region: 1-849 (282 amino acids)
Source: RefSeq, a predicted model, not a curated record
AUGCUAUUGAGGGGCUCAGCAGGAUUCAUGCUGUUCUUGCUCUCUCAGUGCACUGUGUCUCUAGGCACAAAAGAGGCAGUGGUCUUGGCUAAUGCCCACCUUCUCCCCCAAAGAGACUAUGAGAGACUGGGAAACGCCAAUGAAAAAGACUAUCCAAGGGAUUGUUUUGAGAUUUUACAGCACUCUAAAGGAAAUUCCAGAGAUGGCCUUUACAUCAUCCAACCAAAAGAGGAACCAAUUGUUGUUUUUUGUAACAUGCAGGAUGGUGGCUGGACAGUGAUCCAACACAUUACAGCCAACAGUACUGUUGACUUUGACAGAACCUGGCAGGACUACAAAUAUGGAUUUGGCUCUGUUCAUGAGAACCACUGGUUAGGAAAUGAAUACAUGCAUCAGUUAACUGGCAGCUCAGUGCAAUAUGUACUUGGAGUUAAACUUGUAAAUCUAAAUGCUGAAGUCAAAUGGGGACAGUAUGAGCCAUUCCUGAUUGAAGGGGAAGAGUCUCAAUACCGAAUCAGGGUUGGUCUUUACAAAGGCAACGCCACUGAUGCGCUGACCCUGGACACAGAAGCUUAUCUCCAUGACAACCAGAAGUUCACCACCAAGGACAGAGACAACGACAAUUACUUUAUGAAUUGUGCUAAACUGGAACUCAAUGGUAUACCUGGGGGAGGCUGGUGGUAUGAUGCAUGUGCUGGAGCAAAUCUAAACCGCAGGAAUGUGAUAUACUGGCAAAAAGACUGCAACAAGCAACGCCCAUGCAAGUUUGCAUGGAUGAUGAUCAAACCUAUCAAGCACCACCAGUCAUACCCUACCAAGGCCUGCCCCUGUCAGAAAGUUGAACUGUAAACAAGCCGCGUGUAUUGGACAGGAACAUGGACUCUUGCUC